This is a messenger RNA of Aspergillus campestris IBT 28561, 459 nucleotides long. RefSeq lists its product as uncharacterized. The record is from RefSeq and is a predicted model, not a curated record. Lineage: Eukaryota; Fungi; Ascomycota; Eurotiomycetes; Eurotiales; Aspergillaceae. The transcript is spliced from 3 exons. Bases 1 to 459 code for a protein of 152 amino acids.
AUGAAGAUCGCCGUUGCUCUCUCCACCGCCCUGGCCGUCACGGUCUCCGCGUUCGACAAGAAUAUCCCUUGGGGAAAGCGGGACUACCCCUGUGUCAACGUCUUCCAAGGGAUUCCCGACAACUCCACCGUCAGCCGAGGCGCCAAGAUUGACAUCAAGUUCAACCGGGCGCCCACCACCCACUGCGACGACAGUCUGGCCAAGUACAAGGGGGAGGCCUACUCCGCGUGGCUGUACAACAAUCUCUCGCGCGACCGCGACAACAUCAACUUCGACCAACAGGUCAAGGUCAAGGGUGAUAUCGCCGAGUCGGAUGGUGCGGUGACCAUCACCAUUCCGAAGGAUCUGCCGGCGGUUGAUGAUAAGACCGUUUGGUAUCUGCGCCUGGAUACCACUUUGAGCACUGCGCCUCAGAUGCCCUCUCUCUUUAAUGCCGCGGGACCGUUCACCAUCAACUAG